This is a messenger RNA of Xyrichtys novacula (pearly razorfish), 40717 nucleotides long. The record is from the annotation of a GenBank genome assembly. Lineage: Eukaryota; Metazoa; Chordata; Actinopteri; Labriformes; Labridae.
UUGCGAGAUCUCGCAAAAGUAUUGCGAGCGCUCGCAAUAAGUAUUGCGAGAUCUCGCAAUACUUUUUUGCGAGAUCUCGCAAAGUUCUGUCCUACUUCGGUGAACCGGAAGUAAAACAGACACACAUGAUGGAGGAGCGUACACAUCAUAGACAUAAUAAAAGGGUAGACCCCGCUGGAGGUGCUGCGCAGCGAGAAAUGCGGCCGCCAUCUUGGUCAGGUCAAGCUUCCCAUACGCUCCGGUCAAUCAUAUUCAUUCAUUCAUUCAUUCAGCGAUGCCGGAGCACUGUGCGGCGUAUUCCUGUGCCAACAGGCGGACAGCAGAGAACAGGGCUCAAGGAAUAACUUUUCACAGUUAUGAUUACACGUUUUUUCAACAUUACACUUGACUGUAGAGUCAUUUGUAGGCCAAAGAGGAAGACAGUGGUGCAGAGUGAGGUGGAUGACCGGACCAAGAUGGCGGCCGCAUUUCUCGACAGCGCCCAUUCGUGGUAGCGGCCGAUGCGGGGUCUAUCUUUUAUUAUGUCUAUGGUACACAUCAUCCGUGCUCUGUUGCUCCUUCUUAUUAUUAUUAUUAUUAUUUUAGGCUUAUUUUAGGCUAUUUUAGGCGUGUUUUACUUCCGGUUCACUGAAUGGAGAAAAAACUUUUGCGAGAUCUCGCAAAAAGUAUUGCGAGAUCCCGCAAUACGUUUUGCGAGAUCUCGCAAAAAAAAAAAGUCCAUCCAUGUCCCUUUAGGGGCUCCGUAUCCUUGUGCUCCCAAACUUUGUUUCACAUUUAUCUGAGUUGCUUAUAAGGUGAAAGAAAGAGCUGUUUGAGGAGAGGGGUCACGCCCACGUUCUGCUGCUAAGGAAGAGCGUGAGAGUGUGCUUCUUUUAGAGUAUAGGUGGUAACGGUGGCAACACAGCAGGCGGGACAAUAUCGUUCAGUCUUAAUAAUCAUAUUUUCAUGAAGUUGGGGGGCCAUGAUUGUAAUUGAAAUCAGAUCCAUUGCCUGGUUCCACUAACUAUGACACCUGCUGCUGAAAUGUAAUGAGUCAAGCAGAUGUUCUUGUUGUUUGGUAGAUUGUGUACUGUGUCGACCUGUGUCAGAGAGACCCGGGCUGAAAACAUCCUCCUGUUAGAGCGCCUUCAGGCAUCCAACCUUGUUUGUUUAAUCACCUCUGAGAAAAUUAGACUUUCAACACAAACUUGACAAAGAUUCAAUAAUUGUAAAGUGGAUGUAUCAUAAUAUCCUGAUUUUAGGAUAUUGUUUUGAUGAUAAAGAUGUUUAGAUCUUUUUCUUUUUGCAAAUUAACUGAAUAUCAUUGAGUUUCAGUCAUAACCUCUACUAUAAUCUUCAUCUAGUCAACAGAAUAAAGCAGAGGCAGAAACUUAAAUUAAGAAGCAUCAGAAACAAUGACGCAGGUCAGCCAUAAAAUACCUUAACAGGGGUAGACUGUUAUAUUACAAUUCUUUUUCUCCCUUUAGCAAUGACUUGUCAGACUGAAAUAUUGAUUUAAUUGCAGAAAGAAUGAGGCACCAGGAAGGUAAAGCAGACAGGCAAUCAGGAAAAAACAGACCCAAACAGGCAAACAGGAUGACUGGCUAACAAUUAAUCAGGAAAUUAGAGAGACAGAUGACAACAGAGGCUGUGAAAGCAUAGAGGAAGAAAGGGUGGGCGGGUGGCUAAAUUUCACCUUGUUAAUGAGUGUUACAGAAUGUUUAACUCUUUUUAUCCCUGCUGGUCCAAGCUUUGAACGACCUGCUUCAGAAUCAUCUAAACUGACAUGAAGCAGGACAUCCAGCAGUAAAAAGGCAGGGGUUUGAUGUGAGGAGAGAGGAGUCCCCCCCCCCCCAGAAAUGAUCGGGGACAGAGAUUAUGCUAUUCACUGGUGAUGUUCAUUAGUUAGAGUCGUGUGUGUGGUGGAACAGAGCAGAACUGAUGUAGUCUUAUAAUUACCCAAACUGCUGCUGGGAAGUUAAAUAUGAAGUGACAUUAACUGUGAGCCAUGCAGCUCAAACAUGAGAUACAAAGCCUCGCUCUGCCGGCUGAUUUCAAUGUAUGAUUUCCUCCUUCAUGACUUUCUUUUUGACUGCAGAUGCUAAAAGGCUGCAGAGAUUUUCAGCUCAAUUUUCAGCAGGGAUGUUGUAACCCACGGUUCACCAAGUAACAAAACAGAAAAAUGUGUUUGGUGUUUCAAAUACAUCCUUAAGUACUUCUUGUCGAGGUUUUUAGUGUUGAAACUUCACGAAUAAAGGUUCAUAUGGCAUUUCUGUGACAUAAUUCUCUUCCUUAAUGUCACAGCCAAACUCCUGUGUGGUGUAACUUUCUCUGAAAUUCAAGUCUUUAUUCAAACUUGGGGAAGAGAUUCAUAUUUUAGCUAUAAUGAGCUGUACGCAUUCAAAACAUUGGGUUAAUCAGCAUGUCAGGCAGUCUGAAGUAGCUCUCUCAUCCAGCAGAGGGCACUUUCACCGCUACCUGAACAUCAAUUGGCACUCCUAACCUUCGCAAAGCGACACGGUGAUAAUUUUUCUACCAAAAUGGAAAAAGUGUGCAGCAAUCAAAGCCAUCCUCAGUGGACACUCAUAUCACCAUAACUCCUAAGAAGCGCUUUGUGGAAGUAUUUUUGGCUCUACACCACAGACAGCAAGCUAAAAGACAAAGGCAAAGACGAGGCUGUACUAUAAUUGCUUUGUAUAAAGCUGCUGUCUUACUCAUUUGGAAGGCAGCAGAGGAGGUGCAGUGGAGUGUGCAAUGUUAGCAAAUAAUAUUUGAAGUGAAUCUGUUCCUAUUCCUAACCAAGUAGUAUAGAGGUGUUUUUGGCAAAUAACAAUAAAAACAGAGUCACUGGAACUGCUCUGAUUGCCAUCUGGGUAUUGGUUUGUUGCAAAGAUUUUAAUGGUUUAAAGGGAUAUUCCGGCAUACAAUUAAGUAACACCAAGUUAGACAUCCCCUUGGAAGAUAAAUGUUACUGACCGCUUGCUUCUCUAGUUAUACCAACUUUAGUAACGACUGCAUGAUAGCAUUACACAGCGGUUUAAGGAGCCAUGCGCACACCUCAACCAAAAAGCCACUCUAUAGCCACAAAUAAUGCUCAGAACAGCACCAAACUUCAUCAACAGUACAUAUAGGGUGUGUUAUGGUGUGUUUGACCCUAAAUUAGUUUUACGCCGGAAUAUCCCUUUAAUGCUAUAUUUAAUGUUUGACCAAAUAAGAGUAUACCUUUGCCACAGAAGUAAUGUUGAGGACUACUGUAUUUUUGUAGCUAAAUAGAUAAAUCACUUUUAAUUGUAUAAAUUAUCUUUUGCUGCUAUUUUGUUUCCACUUGUUUAGUGUCUAGUAUGUCUCCAAGUUAUGCAAAGUCUUCUAGCUCAGAGUGAGGCACCCAGAAAGUGAACCAGCUGAAGUCUUUGAGUCUUUAUGAUUUCUGUAGUCCUUGAACAAACAGCUUUGACCAUCUGCUUGUAAAACUAGAAUCUUACUCGUGGAGAGUUGGUGUUGAAAAUGUGGCAUUUGCCGACCCUUCGCUCAAGAAUUACUCAAGGUUUUUAAGUGGACAGUUGACGUGUCAGUAGCCAAAGUAAUAGCGGUCCGUUAUUUAUUCAGUGAUUGGCUAUUUCACACACUUGCAACUCUUGUGGAUACCCCAAAGUUUUACUUCUUCACUCCUCUUAGACCUUGUCUUUUGUUUUUGUUUUUGUCUUUUGCACAUCUCUUCUUUUAAUCCCAUGAUACUGAGUGAGGUAGAGUCUGAGGAGGGAGCUGUCUGUCACAGACAAAAAUGGAAACACACACACACACACACACACACACACACAGGCACAAACAAAAUCACAGACACAUAACUUAAGCCUUCUCUCCUUGCUCUGAUUGUCAAUGAAGGCGCUUCGUGACGGUACAUAUUUCUUCUGAGAAACAGCAUCUGAUGCUUCAUCUUGCAGCGAGACUUAUAGUAGGUGUCAAAUUCCACCUUAAUAACAGGCAGGAUUUUUAGUCAAUAAGACAAGAAUUGAAACAGCAAGCUAAAUUUGAUCUUUUAUUUUUGUUUUUAUCUUGAGCUUACUAUGGAUUUAUCAGCCUAAGUAAAAGCCAAGAGGCAGUCAAUUCUAAUAUCAGGUUUUUUACCCCCCACAUGAUAUAUCUACUCUGAUUUUGUACUAAUACCUGCUUUGGUUUAUCGAAAACAACUGGUGGAGGGCACUGUGAUUGUUUCAUAGAGCUGUUUUACUAAACUAGCAUACAGUCCCUGUAUACACCUUCAUCAUAAAAUAACAGCCUGGAAUCCUAAUGCUUAAAUGAAGAAAACCAAGUCUGGAGCUGUCAUUGAGUGAGGCAGUGUAUUGACAAUUGACCACAGUCAACCAUUUUCAUUCUCACUCACACCUACAGGUAAGAGGAUGCAAUACUUUUUAUCAGGACAGGCUUUUUCGCAGGUUUGAUCUGAUAGUUUGACUCAUGUCCCAUCUGUAAACAUGGAGGAGGAGAACUUUAAGGCUUAUGCUGUUGCCAGUCAGCAGGGGGAGCUCGAUAUGUUUUGGCUUCACUUUUGGGAAAAGUCAUAUCCCCCAUCUUUUUGUAGACUCCAUGAACUGCAUGUUAUAAAGAUCAGGGUUUUAGUCCUUUGUGAAAAGUCAGUUUGAAUUAUUAGCUUUACAAAACGAUGUAUUUCUUUAACCAUGAAAGGUAGGCUAACUCAAUUGGUAUUUGUUUUUGCACAAAUUCAUAGUGUACAUCUGUUUUUAUGUUAUUGAAACAUUUUCAAAUUCUAUCUUGUGAAUUUUUCAAUCACAUUCAAGAGCCUCCAGUUUCUAAAAUAAACAGACACAUAUGUAAAUACACAUAAGGACUAAUGUCCUUGAACACAUGCUGAUAAGAGGCCCCAGGGGGGAUGUCACGCUUUCACACACUAUUAUACUUCUGAGGUUUUUCAAGUCAUCUGUGCAUAAGCUCACAUGCACAGCCCCUCGGGUAGCGCUGUUACUUGCCAGAGCAUGCUAAAUCAUACCUGAGGAAGCUGAAUCCCCCUGCUAACAAUGGUUGGAGGGUGUUAUAAACAAAGCUGAGCCCUUUCCUCGCCUUUCUGCCUCUGAUACCUCAAGCAGAUCUCCUUUCCUCACCUCACCUCUCUCAUUCUUACCAUAAUCCAAUGUUUCCUUGUCAUUCUUCCGUUUUAUUUCCUCACCUCAGCUCACCUCAUCUCCCCUCCCUUCUCUGUCCCAUGGCUCUCCUGUUGCACUGCGGAUCCAUCUGUUGGGUAGAGAAGCAAUAACGGCAAAGCUGGGCGACAACAUGAGGAAUCAAGCAGAAACACAAAGCGGGCUUUAAACUGGAUCCAGGUGUGAUGCCUGACCAGCUUGCCUUUAGGUUCUCCUCAGUGCCGUCUCCCGUCAAAAAACAGACAAAUAAACAGAGGUGUUUCUUUGGCCUUUUCCCCUCUUAUUUACAUCUGUCAGAGUCACUGGAAGGUAUAAAAGUAAGACAUUACAUGUGCACUGUGCUUCAGCUAACAGUUUGUGCCCUACUUCUCCUUAGUGAAAUGUGUAGAGGCGAACAUGACGGCUGUUUUUUUUUCCUUGAUUGAAUGCAAAGAUGCUUCAACUGACGGAUGAUCAAUGCAACUCCUCCCCUGUCCGUUGAUACAACAAAAUAUCCAGACAAGUUGGCCUCCUUUUCAGGCAGGAUUAAUGAUCGAUUUUACAUCAACAUCUGCAACAGUAAUUUUUGAUCAAUGUAGCUCAGUAAUUUUUUUAAAAACCUACUCAAUGGGGUUUCUGAGCUUGUGGUAUUCAUAAACAUAAAUGCAAAACUACUCUUUUCCUCCAGCAUAUUUGCUGCAUCUUACACUAUUGUGGUUUUGUGUCAAUAUUGCAGAGCCAAGAUGCCAAAGGUGCAAAAGAGGAUUAGGGCCAUUGAAAAAAAAGUCCAGUAUAUGUAUUUUUAUUAUUAUUAUUAUUGUUGUUUUGAGAAAAAAUUCAGUCUCCACUGCAAUGUUGUGGGGUCAGAUAUGGGAGGACUGUUCUGGACUGGGGUGUCUAAGGGAUUCAGAAGUUCCCUGUCAAGCCUCCCUCAGGUGUCUUGGGCCUGAUUUAAUGGCGCUCGCUUGAUAACUCUGGUAAUGCGCACGCCCACGCUUGUCAUCAGCCAGUGUGAAAUACAAGAAUCUGUGCUGGGCUGUGCACGUGUCUUUGAAAGCAUUCAAGCAAAAGAGAAGAUAAAAAACCCAUAACGCUUCUGUUGGCCUGAGUUUCCUGUAUUUAAAAUGAUAUAAAAAAAACAAAAAGGUUAAAUGUGUUAUCAUAAUCACAGUAUCUUCCCAGUACAGCCACAGGUACCUCUGCAUCAGCUGGGGUAAUAAGUCACUCCAGAGUAGCUGUCAGAGUGUGUUGUCAUUCAAUGUAAUCACCUAAAUCGCCUCAGGAUAAAGAAAAGAGCCCCUUCUGCUCACCAGGCUCAUGAAGCUGCAUCUACUCUAAACCCCUGAAAGCAUAGGGAAAAAAUGAAUACCAACGGUACUAAAUAUAUAUACUAAAGAAGAAGUGAGGAAAGAAGAAAGCUUUUCCUCUGAAAGGAUUGUAUGAACCAUUGGGGACUUCUGCUAGUUUAAUUGUGACAUCCACCCACCAGACCUGCCUCUUCAAUUCUAAAUAUAUUUAAUAUCUGAGGAUUAAAAUCUGAAUAAAUUCCCUAUAGUUAUGCCACAAUGAGCCAAUUGAGAAGGAGUUUACAAGAAUGGUAAAAGAGGAGUUCAUGACACCCCCUCAAGAGAUAAAUGUUGCCGACUGCUUGCUUUUCUAGUUAUACCAACUUCAGUAACUAUCGCACGAUAGCAAUACACAGUGGUCUAUGUCUCCACACGCAAACCUCAACCAAAAAUCCACUUUAUAGCCACAAAUAAUGCUCAGAACAGCACCUAACUUCAACAGGACAUGUAGGGUCCCAGCCAUAGUAUAAGCCAUUAAAUACCUUUUUACCUUUGCCUGGUUUCUUUAGCAAAGCAGAACAACUACCGCGUCUGCAGUGCAAAAUGAUUAAUAUGGUGACAGGUAUACUGGGAAUAUGGUAAUUAUUACUUCAAGGAAAUGAUCCUCUGCACUCAGUGAUUGACCUGUAAGGGCUACCGCCUAACUUAAUUUUACACCGUAAUAGCCCUUUAAGUAAUCGGCAUGUGUGGUUUUGUAAUGAAUUUUCCUUUAGUGAUCAGCAAAGUUCUUCUUGUAUUGUAACAUUUACAAAUAUGUUAUCUGAUUUUUGCUUUCCUGGUCUCCCAUCGUUCACACCAGGCAUUUCAGCCAAAAGAACCAAACAGGUUCACAGAUCAUUAUUUCUGUUGCAAUGAGAAGUUAAAACAACUUUUCUUCUGCUGAAAUGACUUUUGUAACUCUCUUGUUGUGGUGUGAUUGUUUGACACACACACACUGUCCCCAUGGCAACAGACAGACAUUGGUUUUUGCUAGUUUCAUGAUGCAAUUUAUGCCAGAGGUGGGAAAAACACAAAACACAAAAGGAAAAGACAGAAUAAUAAGAAAAAAAGUUGAGUAUAAACAGAAAAAAAUGGAUAGCUUUGAGAAAAUAGAAGCAGCACAGAAACAUCUAUUAUGUUUACCGUCUCCUCACACUGACAACACCUAUUUUGCCCUUCAUUUCAGCCGUGAUGGAAGAACAGACAGCUUGUGUUAUAUGACUCACAAAGAGCCCCACUCCAAUUAAACACAAUGGAUGAUUGUAUGUGUUUGUGUGUGUGUGUGUGUGUGUGUGUGUUGGUGCUGGGCAGGUACAGCUGGUGAUUUCAGUGGGGAAAUCAAAGUGGUGCUGAGCAGGACCUGAUCUGAGAGCAGUGACCCGCAGCCUGCACACACACACACAGACACACACACACACACACACACACACACACACACACACACACACACACACACACACACACACACACACACACACACACACACACACACACACACACACACACACACAAUGGAAAUAGCCUUUUCAAGACACACUGGACUAUUACCGGUUACCUGAUAAAAAGACAGUAACUAAACCUGAACGGUAAUGUGUGUGUGUGUUCAGUUGUGUAAAUUUGAGUGUGUUCAUGCUCAAAGUGCUUAACUCAUUUAUAUAUUUUACUCAUGGGUGUGAAGGAUUUGUAAUAACCUCCUUAUAUUCAAUAACAGUUAUAAUGACUCCCCUUUCAAACAGGGAUUUACAAUGAACAAAUGAAGCCAAUCCUCCUUAAACCCAACAAAACAAAACAAACAAACAAAAAACCUGACAGGAGAAGAACCCAAUGGCAAAACCCAACCAGCAUGAUAAACCCAUACAUUAUAGAAACCCAGGCCGCAUGUCAAGGGUUUCUACAAAUUUUUUUAAGGAUGAAUUCCCAACUUUUGAAGACCCAAACAAUAAAAAGUUUAAAUUUUUUUGCCAUAGCGAAACAAACAUCAUUUGAAAUAGAUGUGGCAUAUUUCAUAAACAUACAAUAAACCCUACGUUUACUGACUUUUUGUCAGUGACUUUUCUCAUUUUCUUCUUCUUCUCGCGGGUUGAUGACGCACACAUUUGACAGCAGUUCUUUGACUUUUAAGAAUUGUUGAAAUUGAAAAAAAAAAUGGCCAUCAUUAUCAUCGAACAAGAAUUUCUUAAAGCUCCAAUAAGUAACUUUCAAUUUGUGUGAAUAAUAAAAAUGAAUCUUUCUUUACAGCUGACAUUGGUCCAGUUUUUUGUGUUGGCUGUUUGGUAUGAUAAAGAAGGACUGUGAUAUCAUUAGCUAGGUAACUGGAUGUAAAUACAUAUACAUUAGAAGGGUUUGGCAUCUGUGGCUGGUUCUUCAACAAUAGUCUUGCUGACUCCUUGUAGGUAAUGCAUAAAUACCUCAUGUUACCUCUUAAAAAAUGACACUUUCCCUUUUACAGAAGAAGAGGUCAAUCCCCAAAGAAAACAAAUUUAUUAAACAAAGGCCGUCAGCCAGAUUCAGUUGUAUUGUGGUUUACCUUCAGACCAUAAUUUGGUAUAUUAUACCUCAACCCUUGGAGAAAAAACCCUCUGUAAAGAUGUGAGAAAUGGACAAUAUGUCCUCACAUGCAAGGUGUUGAGCUCAAACUGGUCCUCACAAAGAUAGAACUCUAUUAGAAACACACACCACCUGCCUGCCCAUUCAUACUCCAAAUCACUACCUCUAACACACACACACACACACACACACACACACACACACACACACACACACACACACACACACACACACACACACACACACACACACACACACACACAUAAUCAUUCAAUUACUCUAAACUUGCUCUAUCGAUUUUCAUUCACAGUGUCAUGCACACUGUGUUCAGCCUAGUGUGUGUGUGUGUGUGUGUGUGUGUAUGGGCCAGUAUAGUGAAUAGAUAGAGGUAAUUGAAUGCUAGAGAGACUGUGUGUGUGUGUGUGAGCCUUUAUAGUGAAGAGAUAGAGGUAAUCUGUAUAAGUGCUGCUACACUCUGAAACCUUUUAAAGCCUUGUCUGUGUGAGAUUUACCUAAGUGAGUGUGUGUCUGUGUUUGAGAGAGAGAGAGAGAGAGAGAGAGAGAGAGAGAGAGAGAGAGAGAGAGAGAGAGAGAGAGAGAGAGAGAGAGAGCGAGUCUGCCUUCAACACCACUAAGUUGCCAUUUUAAAUGGGCUUUCCAUCAGCAACUAAAUCAGAGACAAGAGGAACACAAAUUACAUUAAGAGAGUCUUAAAAGAGCUGGCUGUGCCUUGGUUUUUAACUUUACAGUCCAGAAAUUAAGAAUUCAAAAAUGUUUCCAGCACCCUCAGCACCUUAUAAUUUAUUACUACAACAAAGUUUUGAGUUGAUCUUUUAACAUAUUUCAUUGCUUUUCUGUGUCAUUUCAUUCUUUUCAAUACCCCUCUAACUUGCACAAAUACUGUCAGUUUAUGUACGCAACAGAAAAAAAAGUUCAUUUUAUACAUGAGAACUUUUCCUCCACACCCACACCAGUGCAUGAGUAUACUGUACAUGUGAAAUGAGUUUGUCAAUAGACUAAGCCCUUCCUCCUAGUAUAGCUGAGUGGUGGUAAUUGAUCUGCCAAUAGAUGAAAUCAGCUGUCUUUGUGUUUUUCACAGUUCCAACAUGAUCGCAAAACAAGCAUCUCCAAUUAGUAUGGAAGAGGAUUAGGGCAACUGGGAAAAAGGUCCAAUAUAAAGUGUAGAAUUGUGUUUUUAUUAUUUUGAGAAAAAAGCCAGAAUACAGAGAUUAAGGUCAGAAUUCUGACUUUUUCUCAAUAUAUGGAGAGAGAGAGAGACAGAGAGAGACUUCUUUUUCUAGGGGCCCUCAUCCACUUUCAUUUGCCAUUUAAAAGCAUUCAACAAAUCAAAAUCAAAGCAUCAUGUGCCAUAGCAUUAACAAAAGGACUUAACCCAGAAGUCAAUAUUUCCUAAUGUCACAUUUCUAAACAAGAACGAACAAAAAGCCUAACAAUCAAAAACAAAUACAGGUUUAAAGAUACUGAAAACAAUAAUUAACACAGUUAGUUUUUAAGCAGUUAGACUGUGGUAGAUAAAUAUAACAGUGAACAUAAAAAACAGGAGAACUUUCAAUCACAUUGUGGUUUUAAGGAGCAAAUAAUCUGAUUUACAACAUUUAAAUAAUCCUCUUGUUUCCAGAUAGUGACUUUACAAACUCAUUACAAAUGUCAACACAGAACUGUUGUCAUUACAUGUGAAGAUAUUCAGCCUGAGUUUGAAGCAGUGUGUAUAAAUCUGACUGCCUCUCCUCUGUGCACAAAGGUCAUUAACUUACGUCGGCUCAGUUUAAUUUUUCAUUAUUGUUACGAGCAUUACCAUGUUAAUGGUGUUUACUCCAGAGUGCCUCAGCUGAUUAUGCGCCCAGAGUCAUUUAUGAUUCCUCUGUCUCAUAUUGUAUCUUAUCCAGCUUAUCAGCAAACGUCUGGCUGUGAGGAGAAAAUUUGAGUAGGACAAAAAAAAGCUGAGUAUUCUCAAAAUAAACUUUUGAUUUAGAACAGCAGGGACUGGGGGGGUCAGGCAAAAUGUGUCCAGGCGACACAAGCACAUCAUGGAGGCUAUUAUUUAUCUUCAAAGUGUCAACAGAUCAAUAACAUAAACAGAUCAAUGCUUGAUUUGGAGGCAGAAAGUUGUAAUUACUUUGUAUUACUGUGAAAAACAGAGUUUCCUGGUAUGAGCUCUCUGUCUGCGGACAUAAAUCAAGCAGAAAAACAAACUUUUAAUGUUUUGUAGAUCAGAAAUCAAGUAAUUCAAACCUUUUUUCCCCCUCUCAGUCAGGUUUGUUUUCAGAUAAACAGAAACUAAAUUUCUGUUGUUUUCACUUGGACUGAAUGUCGUUGCUGUUUUUCUCGGUCUCUCCAGUUUUUGGCUAAAAUUUUCUGUGCAUGUUCCAACCUGUUCGCCAAGCAUUAUCUAUGUGUGUGUGCGUGCGUGUGUGUUUUGUAUGAGCAAGUGUGUGUGUGUGUGAAAGAGAGAGAGAGGGAGAGAGAGACAGAGAGAGAGACAGCGAGAGAGAGAUACAGGUCACAGAGUGUCAACAAUGGAGAGAGAUGAGUUCCACAUGAACGGUCCACCACCUCUGCUGCCGCUGUCUCUCUUUUCUCACUCUGUGCAUCCAUUUUCUCUCCCUCUUUCUCUCCUCUCUUGCUACAGCUCUUUCUAUCUCUCACUCUGUUGUGUUUUUUUGUUCUUCUCCACCUUGUUCUUUCUGUCUGUGUUCGUCUUUUUUGGCUCCAUGUCCUUUUUUUUCUUCUGCCAACUUAACCUUUCUCCUUGUUCAUCCUCUUCUUCUGUCUCUCACAUCUGUUUUCAAGCUCUCAGUCUUCCUACAAUGUCUACAUCUCCCUCAGUCCCUUGUUUUUUUGCACUUCCUCGCUCUAGCUCCCUUUUUUCAACUCCUUUUUCCCCUCUCUGUCUCACCUUGUCCUUAUUUGUCCUUUUUGUGAUGAAUGAGUAAAAUACAAACCCCAGUUCUUGUGAAGCUGGGACAUUGAAUGAACAUAAAUAAAAAUAGAAUACAUUGAUUUUCAAAUCCAUUUUCACCUGUAUUUAAUUGGAUAAUACAUGUCAUGUUCAAGCUGAUUAACUCCAUUGUUGUUUUGCAAAUAUUCACUGAUUUUGAAUCUCAUGCAUGCAGCAUGUUCCAGAAAAGUUAGGAGCAACACAAAAACAGAGGACUGCUCCAAAAACACCUGUUUGGAUCAUUCCACAGGUGAACAGCUUCACUGGAAACAGGCAAGUGCCAUAAAAGGAGCAUCCCCGAAAGGCUCUGUCAUUCACAAGCAGGGAUGGGGCGAGGUUCACCACUUUGUGAACAACUGCAUGCGCACAUAGUCCAACAGUUUAAGAACAAGUUUCUCAAUGUGAGACUGCAGGAACUUAUCAUCUACUGUUUAUAAAAUCAUCAAAAGAUUCAGAGAAUCAGGAGAAAUCUCUGCACGUAAACAGCAAGGCCCAAAACCAACAAUGAAUGCCCAUAACCUUUGACCCUUCAGGCAGCACUGCAUUAAAAACCCACAUCAUUCUGUAAAGGAUUAUCACCACAUAGGCUGAGGAGUACUUUGGGAAACCAUUGUUGAUCAACACAGUUCAUCUCUACAUCUACAAGUGCAAGUUCAAACUCUACCAUGCAAAGACAAAGCCAGAAAUCAACAACACCCAGUGACGCCAUCAGCCUCUCUGGACCUGAGCUCAUCUGAGAUGGACUGACAAGGGGAAAAGUGUGCUGUGGUCUGACAAGUACACUUUUCAAACAGUUCUUGGAAAUCAUGGAUGUGGUGGCCAAAGAGGUAAAAGACCAUCCGGGUUCUCGUCAGCGCAAAGUUCAAAGGUCGGUGUCAGUGGCUGUGGCAUGGCAGACAACAUCUGUGAAGGCUUCUUUGAUGCUGAAAGGUCCAUACAGGUUUUGGAGCAUCCAAGCCCGGUCUUUUUCAGCUUAUUUUGGUAAGACAACGCCAAGACACAUUCUGCAAGAGUUACAACAGUGUGGUUUCAGAGUAAAAGGGUGCAGGUACUACAUUGGCCCUCCUGCAGUCCAGAUCUGUUUCCCAUUGAAAGUGAAAAGUACAAAAUACCACAGUGGAGACCCUGGACUGUUGAGCAACUAAAGUCACAGAUUGAGCAAGAAUGGGAAAGACUUUCACCUCCAAAGCUUCAACAAUUGGUGUCCUCAGUUCCCCAAUGCCAACCGAGUGUUGUUAACAGGAAAGGUGAUGUUACACAGCGGUAAACAUGACCCUGUCCCAACUUCUUAGGAAUGUGUUAUAGGCAUCAAAUUCAAAAAGACCAAUACUUGUAAUUUUUUGUCACAAACAACUGUGCAACAAUGAAAAGCAGAAUUAUAAUCCUCACUAAUGUACUAUGUUUGCCAACCAGUCACCCUGUGGUUUACCUCCCUCAGUGUUUCUCACAGGAUCACAGCAUAACUAAAGAUAGUCAUGGGAAUUUGAAACAACAGCUGGACAAUAAAUCUUAGUUUCAUCAUUAUCACAACUUGAGUAAAAAACAAAACUUUUGUGAAAGCUCUGAAUUUAUAGCACAAGUUAAGAAAAGUUACAUUUUGUUCUGUAAUGAGACUUAUUCACUUAGCAUGAGUAUGUUCGCCCUGUACGAUGUAGACUUGGUUACAAAGGGUACCUAGUGCUGCUAGGCCAAAUAUCGAAACCUCUAUGGAAUAACAGAUCAGGAUGAUAAGAAAAAAAAGUGCUGUGACAAAAAGCAUAACCAAAACUCGAUCUGGAUUUUUAAUAUUCUUGUUUGACCCAUGUUCCAUCUCUUUUACUGGAGGAGGUGGGGUUUAAGACCUAUACUGUGGCUAUCCACCAGGGGGGAGCAAUAAGCAUUAUGGCUUCACUCGAAAUAGCUGAUGUGCUGUCCAUCCUUUUAUCAAGUUAAUUGUCUGUAUCAUAAUCAUUAACAGGACAGACCAAACCUACCACUCUCUUGCUCUUUGUUUUGACGCUGUAGAUCAUCCAAAUGUCACUCAACCUCUCAUGCACAACUGUGUGCAGCAGAAGGAGAAAACAACACAAAUAUUGACUUAAUGUAAAGAUUGUGGCAGAAAACAGCAGCCACCAUAAGUUCUGCAUCUUUGUCUCCAUAACUUUCCUCCACAGUUGUUGUUGUGACUCAUAUUGCCAUACACUUACAUUCUGAUAUGCAGGCCUCAUUGCUCAUGUCCUCAACUGCAGCUUUGGUUUCUGAGAAUGGUGCGUGGACGUGCUCAUUUUAUGCAUAACACACAACAAAACUGCACAAAGUCUCUGCUCUCCCUCUGUUCCAGUCCCCAGAGAACCUUUUGUAAAAACGUGGUCAUACCUUGACUGUGGCUGGGGGACUAUCGCUUAGUACUCCAGUUAGAAAAGGGCGAGUUGAACAAAGAGCUGAGCAUGGCUCUGCUUCUGUUGGAUUUAUAACAUCAAAUCUGGCAAAACGUUAUGUUGGUUAAAUUCAGCAUUAAUUUUAAGAAGAAUUUUGAAGUCUUUGUUAUUUCAGAAACAUAUUGUAGUCGUUUUGACUUGAGUCAAGAUUUUGUCAGAGGAACCGAGUUUUUGUUUUCAUCUUAUUUUGGUCGAAACUUUAUCUGUGAUAGUUUUUAAAAAGAGACAUAUCUCCUGUUUGUUAAAAUUUUGGUUGAAUGAAAAAAAUACCUCCCUUUCAUCCUGGGUGAACACAUCUUUAUUACCUUGACUUCCUUGUGCCAAAGACAAAAUUGAAUGCCAAAAACUUUUAAAAACUUUUCCAGUCAAACUUUUAAAAAACACAGAUUCCAUCUUCACUCCAUUGAGCCCCAUUGAACUGAACUCUGUCAUUGUUUGCUGAAUGACUCUGUGUCUAAAUGUAAGUCUGAAGAAAUCAUGAGUCAUAUUUUAGAAGGAGGACGUAAACGUGUACGAUAUUGUAGCUUGAGUUUGUUAAAGUCAACAAUCAGCUAUUGUAGCGCGGUUUACUAAAUCAAAUAGAUCAAUAGAUAUUUGACUCCACAAAGAACUCUGAGUUUAGUUACUAUUACAUUUGAGUUAUUGUGGAUUUGUAUCAGCAGAUCAUCAUACAUCAUUGUUAUAUACCUUGGCGGACACUGCAAGGAACUCCUCAGGUGUCAUCCUUAAUUUAUCAGGAUCUUGUAACCAUAAGGUAGCCUGUUCUAACCAGUGAUGAUACACACGUCUUAUCUCUAGAAAUGUGUGCUCGCAGGUUGUCACUUUUCUCCCGGCUCAAGGUUGCUAUGAGGUUCUUAUUUUGGUGAUGCUAGCUGUCAGCAGGUAUUUUGUUCGACCUUUGAUAGGAUCGUUGACAGCAAGUUACUUUUGGCUUCCUACCAGAGACUGUAAACAGAUCUUAGUGGCAAACGCUGUGUGAAAAAUCAUCUCAUGAUGAUGGAAAAGAUGAAUGAAGCUGAUGAGAUUUGUAGCACAUAAACGAUCAGUUUCAACAAACAAUGAUGUAACUGGAUGUCCACCCAAACAGAGCUGAACAUUUCGUCUUAUUAUUCAUCAGAGCAUUUGUGAUCAGAGAUGUCCUUGUUAGUUUGUUUACCAUUGUCAUCAUCUCUAUUUAGUGAUAAAAAAUAACUAAAAUGAAAACAGGUUAAUGACAACCAUGUAAGCUCACAUCCAAGGUAUUGAUCAUACUAGGUUGAAAUUGUCUCCAGAGUAACAGAAUCAUUUCUCUUCACUGACAAUCUUCCAACUUCAUGGAUCUGUAACUCAAACUAGACUUUCUGAAUCCUCAAUGUUUGAUUUGACCAAAUAAAACACCCAGAGCAAUGCAGCCAAUCAAGAUCUCCAUUUAUGUUGAAUUUUCACCCCUGAUACCUUUUUUUUUAUAUUUACGCUUCAUCACUUCAUCCCCCUGUUCCCCACCUCCACCACCACACCCACCUCUCCAGCGCUCUGUUUGUAUAUUUGUUCGUUUUGCUCUGCCGCUCCCCCUCUAUCCUCUAAUCUCUAGUUUAAAUAAGAAGCAUGAGCAUGCAUGGCUCACGUACGCACACAUUAACACAAAAAACAGGCACACUUUUUUAAAACCUGCACUCACACGUAUACACGCACGCAAACGCACACAUGCAGGCAAGCGUAACGUACAGAAAACACAAACAGUGGCGCAGAAGUGAGAAAGACCCAAAUACAAAUUAAAGUGUAGACAUGCAAACAUGAAGAUUUACUCUCUCUGUCUCUCUCUCUCUCUCUCUCUGUCUCUCUCUCACACACACACACACACACACACCCUCCUGUGACUCUCAGGUAAAUGCUGCUAGUUUUGCAUUUUAACCACUUGAGGGUGGUAGAGGGCUUUAGCUCAGCGGUAUAUUGAUCUACACACACACACACAAACACACAUAAAUGCAUGGAAGUGUACACACAUCCUCACUGGGAGGUGACGAUGUUGUACAGUGGAGUCCUUGAGCGGUGGCUCUCUCACUGUGUGACCAAUCAGAAGCCUUUUAUGCGCUCAGGCUACUGUAAAUGUAUAUGAAAGGCCCCGGCUUUGUUUGGCUGUGAAAUUUAGUCUCUGAGUCAAAACAUGAUGUGAAGUGAAAGGAUGUGGAUUUUUUAUUUCGUUCAGCAGUCUCUCUUCCCCGGCUUUACAGAGGCCCUCCAUAAGCAAAACAGGUCAAUUUUAUAAAGAUUAUUUCACGGUACUGGGGUUUACUUUUCAGCAGCAUACGGUUCUAAGAAUAGUGGGAGACAUGCUGGAGCUGGUGAGUGCUGGUCCCAACCUUCUGACACUUGAAGUAUACACACACACACACACAUGCACACAUACACACACACACUUUCGCAGUGUUUUAAAUCUUGAUCAAGACAGAGAGCUUCGUUCCCUCCCUGCAGCCAGAUCCGACAGCAAACACAGCAGAAACCCGAGUGCUUGAUUUACUUUAAUCUUGCCAAUAAUGUGUCUGCGUUGGCGGCUGUUCCAGUCUGCUGAGGUAAAUCAAGUGCCCCUGAACUACUUCAAAUAUUUGAAGUUGAAGUGCCAUUGUUAACACAGGAAACAAGACUUGGCUUUUGAGGAGGGAAGAAAAGGGAACACCCAUCGACAUGCAAAUCUGUGCCUCAUUUGAACGUUUGAAGUUCAGCCCACCUGGCACCUCUCAGUACUUUAUUUGAUAAAGAGCAGUAGGAGAGUUCAGGAAGCAUAUUUCACCAGUGAUAACCUGCUUAAAGAAUAAAUCUGUCUCUUCAUUUUCCCCCCUCUAACUGCUGCUCAUUGCUCAGUUUCAGCCCUACAGAGGCCCCACAUUAGCGCAUCUGGUUUCAUUAUUCAUCAUGUAAUCUUUUAGCAUUCAAUCAGAAAACACAUCACAGCUGCUCCUGUUUUAAUAAUUGCCUUGCUUGGACAAUAAAACAAACAGGACGACGCUGCAUACAGAAUCAAUGUAAAUUCCAACUGGCCAGCAGGGACCAGCUAUACGCAGCAGAAAUGAGGAAUUGUAAUGAAGCUGUGGUAGUAGAUGCAGACACAUUCUGCCGCAGAUUUCGCUGAGAUCUGGUUUUUGAAACUCAUCCAUGGGUACAUUUUAUGAUGAGAGCUUAAAGGAUGUGUAACCUGAAAAAUGUAAACAGAUGUGGUCUCUCGUGAAAACAAAAACAAGCACAAACAUUGGAGAAAAGAGUUAGCAAUCAUGCGUACAGAUGAAUACAGUUCAUUUAUGUCUGAGCUAAGCGAAGUGAAAACCAGCUGCAUUACUUUAUCCUAAAGUGACAUUAAAAGUCUCUUUAUGCAAGUGUUUAUUCUAUAGUUUCAGUUGUAUUUAAGUCUUUGAGUCUCUUGUGUUGGUUACAAUUCAGUCAGAGGUACAUGUGCUGUUGUGUAGCUUGGCUCUGCUAAAGUGGAUCAUGAUCAACUAGUACAGCAUGCCGAUCGCCAACAGAUGCUAAGUUGAGUUUUGCUUGCUUGUCAAAGCACGCUCCUGUCGCGCAAACCAUGACAUGCACCGAGUUAAAAAUCAUCCAGUGACAAUGAAGAUGAUGAGUAGAGGUCCUGAGAAUUUGCAGAUGAAUUAUGAGUCAAUCAUUUUGUCUUGUCAAAACUCAUCAGAACCAUAGACUGUAUAUAGAAUGGACAGCGUCCGCCUCCUUGAUGGGUGAAGCCACCGCGAGAACAGCAACAUCUGUUGAUGGGCUGCAGUAUAGGUCAAAAAUCCCACUUCCUCCAGCAAUCCCUGUGGGGCUGUGGACAAACUUUAGAAAUUUAUUACACAGAAUCUAAUUUUUUCUCCCCCCUGGCUGUGAUGUUGACAUGUAGUUACAGUAAGACUGGUUUGUGUUUAAGUUCUCUUUUUUCUGUACAGCUCCAUUUUUAAAAGUUAUAAAAGGGUUUAUGUUUUCUUUGAUUGACACCUGAUACAGCCUAUGGGCGUUCAGGGAUUGCGUAGCUCACCCGAGGAUAUGCUGUUUAGGCCAAGCGUCAUCACAACAACUCUCGCCAACUCUCCCGCCGAAUGCGUACAAUGCUACUGUGCAAGGGUUGGUUCCAGGAGGUGGAGAAAAUCCAGGAAAUACUGAGAGCAAUUCAGCUUCAAAUUCAUGUAAUGAGAACAUUAGAACAUUUAUGAUCAGAACUUUUAUGAACGUCAUCGUCUUAGUUUAAUCAUGGAAAGGUUGUACGUCACUGAGUAGUUAUCUUCAUUUUCGUUGACAAAAUUAACACUAUAUAAAAUGCGUGAGGAAUUUUAAUGACAAACUGAUAUAAAGUCUUUCAGUUGAUAAAAGUUUCAUUGAUAAUUUGAAUAAAGUAAUUAAUCAUAAAGUCUCCACAUAAUCACUCAAAUAACUUGAGGCAGUUGUAAUUCAGGACAUGCAGAAAAUUGUAAUAUUUUAUAACCUUGGAUCUUAAUCUUUUAUCUCUCACAAUCAUCAAAAGUUAUUUGAUUUCAGUCAGUCAGCUUGAUCACUUGAAACUACAUGGAUUAAAAUACUUUCCAUUUGUUACUUAUUAUGUAUUUUUCUUAAGUUUCAGCAUUCUUCAGUGUGAGUCAUAGUUUAGGACUUUAUAAAGUUACCAAUGUUUGAUAGAUGGAGGCACUAAAGAGGCAGUAUUUUUCCAGCUUCUUGCAAACAUGUUUACAAGAGCUAACAAGAUGAUAAUAUUCCAAUAAGCAUGUAUUUUUUUAAACAUUUAAAAUCUCGCUGGACCCCUCGGUGCUGUGCCUUCUGUGGAAACUGCAGCUUUUCCUCCAUUAUGUCAGAUUGCUGAGAUUGUUGACACUUUUGACACGUCUGUGAAGUGCCAGCUGUUCAGGCGGGCUGUGUGUCCUUAAUAGACUCAAAAUAGUGACUGCCUUUAAAAAGUAAAGCAUUAACCAUUUGUUGGGUUGGAAAAUAUGGAGAACCAGAUAUCCUUUCUUUCUUUCUUUCUUUCUUUCUUUCUUUCUUUCUUUCUUUCUUUCUUUCUUUCUUUCUUUCUUUCUUUCUUUCUUGUGUGUCUACGAGCAAGCAAGCUGAGGGCGCAUCGUGCUGGAGUGCUGAUGGACAUAGGUGUGAUUAACACCUCACCAUACGCUCUGAUAGUGCGAGCCAUACUGCCAACCACUGUGUUUGUGUGUCUCCAUGUGUGUAACUCGGCUGUCAUGCAGUUCGUGGACAUUUCUCAGUGAACUGGACCCUGUAGCAAAAAGUCCUUGACCUGGAACACUUCUUUCUUCCUAAACUUGUGCAGUGAACAGAUCCACAUGUGGAGGGGGAUGUAAGUGUUACUGGGGCCAGCCUGCCGUUCAGGGCAAAAACCCAGAGUUAGAUCUUCGGAGAAUAUUAUGGAAAGAAAGGGAUACAGUAGAAAGGUUAAAGGACCCACAGUAAGCAAAUUUGAAAAGAUUGGGGAACAUAAUUCAUGCAUUUGGUGCUGGAAGGAAGUGGGAGGAGAGAUUUCAGCCAGGUUGGUCCAUCGACAUAAAAAAAAAAUAAAGAAAUUGGUCAAGAAGAGGAGAUUGUUAAAGUUGCAGUGGAGAGAGGUGACAGUGGAUGGAAGAGAGGGAAUUGCAGGAGAAGCUUAGAAACAGGUUGGAAGGGCAGAAAAAAAUCUAUAGAGGCAGAGAAAAGAAGGAGUCAAGACAGAAUUUUACAGAGACCAUUUUCGUCGGGAGAGAGAAAGGGCAACCUAAAGCUUCAAAGUAAGAGGUAGAGGACACCUACAAAAAGACUCACUCAGAGCCAAGGAAGAAUAGAAGACUGGGCCUAGCUACACUGCUUGGAGAGAUCAGGGUUACUUUAGGCGUUAGGCCACCAAGGUGGAAGGAGGAAGAGACUGUAGUGAGGUGAACAAAGGCUUCUUAAGCCCCUUCUUCAGGUCAAACAAAAUCCCCUACCGGGUUUAGGAAAGUACACCAAAUGACCUUAAAUUCUUGAGGAAGUUAUUACUGUGGAAUAAAACAAGCGUUACAGUCCCGAAGAUUGGUACCUCAACAACCAAAACAAAUCCUGCGAAAUAUAGGUAACAUUCGGGAAUAAUGACGUCACAGAGCUCUUUAUUUGCCAUCCAACCCGCCUGUAGCAAUGCUCCGUUUUACAGCUGAACUCUUCCUCUUACUGAUGUAGAGGUUUUAAGGUGCUAGAAAGGGAUCAUUACCUAAUCAAAUUAUAAACAAACACUGGAGAGGUCACACAUUUUGAGGCUGUGCCACACAAGUCAUUGUGUUAUUGUGAUUUUUUGUGGCCAGAAUAAUCAUGAAGAGAAAUCUGAUAUCAUGACAGCUUUAAUACAUAGCAGAGUGUACAUAUUCUAAAAAUAAGACAGAGAAAAUUAAGUAACAGAGGAAUGUAAUAGGACACACCAGGAUCCUGCAUUUCAUUCUGGGGUUGCAGCACCGUCUGAAUUUCAAAGUUCAGCUUGGAGCCUCGUGUGAUGCAACCUCGGUAAACAGAGCAGGUGCACACGACUGAUUUUCAACAACACAUGUUCUGUUUUUAUCAUUUGCAUUUUUAAGAUAAAUUAAACCUCCGUACAUGCUACUUUAGUCUGAGUGGAUGGAUUACAUUGAUGAUUAGACUGCAGCAGAGUACAUCUCUAAAGAUACCUCCUCCACCCAGACCACAUCAAUCUAAAACGCCCAAGGCUCCAAACUCAUUAAGCCUUGAGAAAGUUCUCUCAUCGAAGCAGAAAGACAUGCGGAGAAGACAUAAAACAGCCGGGUAAACACAACUUUGAAUCUCUCUCGCUGCAUAACUAACUGUCAGCUGCUCUCCAUCAUCAUAACUGCUUACUAAUUCACCCGAUUUUUCCCCCUCACUCCCCGUAGAAGUGUGCAGCUCGCGAGUGAUUAGUUCAUUUGCAGCUAAUCUCUUCUGCGAAUGGGGUCAUUAGGAGUAUUGUGAGUGAUGUCAUGACAUCCGGGCGUCACAGUUUUGCUGAAUUGCUGCUCGAGUUUUAGUGUUAAGUUGCUUUAGAUGACUACAUAAAGGGCAAUAAUUCGAGUGGUGGGAGGUGAUGCCCUGAUCAAGCUUUGUGUUUCACCUCUGAAUGACGAAUAGGUUGUCAUUUUUAUGUUAGAUUUGUCAAAAACAUUCUCAGGAGGCCAAACUAAUAGUUCACUCACCACCACGGAUAUUUCCCUUAAGUCACCAUAAGAAGAAGAAAAAAAAAAAAAACUUUUCCGUCCAUCUAACCAAUCACAGAGCUAAUGUUCCCCAUCCUAGCAACCGACAUCCAGUCAGAGCACACAAUCAGUCAGCCACUGAGCUGCAACAGCGUGGUGACAGGUGGGAAAGAGAUGUACAAACACAUUAACAAACACUACAAGUGCAUGCUGAGCUUCAGCGUCUGCAAGAGACCCCCAGAUGAUAAAUAGUUCAUGAUUAAACUUGCGCUUCUUUAAUUCCUCAGCCUGGAUGUCAUUACACAUUGCAUCCCAAAUGUGUGAUCCACUGAUAUUAAAAUAAGAUCCAGUCAAAGUUUGUUUUUGCCGAGUCAACGUAGAGUUUUCCUUUUGCCAAGACCAGCAAGUGUUUGGACUUAUUAAUAUGAUUUUGGAGAAUUGUGUUCAUAUAUCACAACCUGGUGGAGCAGCCAGCGUCUCAGUUAUGCGGAAAGGAAUGAAUUUAUUUGAUUUAUUUUCAAGUUGAGUGAAGCAUUCAGUUUCAAGAUUAGUUUAGAGAAAAAAUUAGAAUGGAGGCUGAGCUUAAGUCCUUUUAGAUUGACCGUCAGAGAGGUUGGCUGGAAGUGGAGAGAGCUAGUCUCAACCUUCAGGUUAGCAUCUACCUCAACAGGAGGAAACAUCUUAACUUUAAGGUAAUGCUUUUCAGUGGAUUUUUGUACUGUAUCUCAGUUUAACUCAGGGGUGGGUAAUCAUGUGCCAUGGAGGGCCGAGAGGCUGCAGGUUUUCUUUCCAACCCAAAACUCCACCAGGUGAUUUCACUGAUUACCUUACCUCCUAAUCAGGGACUAAUCAGUGAAAUCACCUGGUGGAGUUUUGGGUUGGAAAGAAAACCUGCAGCCUCUCGGCUCUCCAUGGCACAUGAUUGCCCACCCCUGGUUUAACUGGUUUAACUGACCUGUAACUAUGCUCAAUCAAGCAGCGUUUACUUAUUUACAUGACCUUGUGCCUGGAGACAAUGCUGUGUUAUAAGUCUGUUUCCAGUUGAUCUUCAUUAUAAGAUCCCUCAGUUAUGGUCUAAUGAAGAUAUGAACUUUGGUUCAAAUCUUGGAUUGAAGGGAAAAACCUUCUGAGUCAAAAGAGACAGUACGUCAUCUUCAUGUGAUGAGUCCCAGGUUUCUGAUAAAAGUCAGGGCCAAACAAGUCAGCCAAGGUGACAAUUAUCUGUAUUGAUAUAAACCCUUAGCUUCAUUGACAUUGAGGAGUUAAUACUUUCUGAAUCUUAAAAUCACUUUUGCCAAUAACUUCAGCAGCAUUUUCAAGAGAUACUCUGGAGCAGUGUUGUUUACUUCCCCCUCCAUCCAGCAUGAGUGCCAUUAAAACAAAAACAAAUCUCAGUAACAGACAUUCGCACACUGAGCCGUAUUUGACUUGAAUGCUACAAAUUUGAUUUGUUUUGGGUGUACCGCCAGCCCCACUGUUUUAUGAUGCAAUUUCUCUUUCUGUGUCAUUUUUCCUUCCUCGCUCUCCCAUGGCUUUCCUCGCACUCUCCCAGUGAGCCACAGUAAAUCUGUUUUAAUUCUUAUGUUGGACGUCUGGACUCAUUGAGACUCAUAAGCAGUUGAUGGCAGUGUGCUGAUUUUGCUUUAUAUCUUUUGAUAGGAAAUCCAUACCACUUUACAAAUAGCAUAUCAAGUUAACAUUAGCAUCCAGUCACUGUUGGCUGAAGUCUUAGAUAAAGAUAUCUAGGUAUCCCCUAAAGACGUUCUUAGAUUCUAUUUCUCCAUCAUAAAUAUUCCUGAAAGAUAACAAACAGAUCUCCAGGAUUCAUACAGCUGUUUCACUUUGCUGCCUGUAUAUUUCCCUGUUGUGUCAUAUAUAGUCAAGCACUGCUGCUUUUUGAUAUGUCAAUGCAGACUAGAUAUCUUUUUUAUCUAUUUACUAUUAAAGUCUGUAAUUUCACUCACAGCUGAAAGCUAGAUUUAUCAGUGUGUGGACACUUGAUCCAGUAGAAACCAAAAAGUAAAUUAAAAUCUUAAAUCAGGUUUUGAUUAUUUGUACUUUAAAACAUCUUCUGAGAGAGAUAAACUUGAACUGAAAUGAACUUAAAAUUGCUUGUUUUGACUCAGAUAAAAGAAUCUCUCUGUAUUUUAUGUGACUGCAAACAGGGACCACAUCCUUACAUCAAUACUGAAAUAAAAAAAGGUUAUAUUAUCCAGAAAAUAGACCUUAAAAGACAUCAAAUAAUGUGCUGAACCUAGUUUAAAAAACUUGUUUCAUACUGUAAAGAGAUGGCUGAAAGGAGCAGAGAGAGACAGGAGAGCAGCUAAGAUGCCUUCAAAAUGCAUGAAACCUCCUGACUGAUGCUGCCCUGCAAUCUGACAGUCACGCAGCAAUUGCUGCAAUCACACAUUUGAGUGAGGAAAACCUUAGUGUGCUUGUUGUGUAUGCAAUCGUUUGUGAGUGAUGGUGUGUAUUUGUGAAUAUAUCUGAGAUGGAAGGCUUGUUCCCUUUCAGUGGUUUGUCAUUAUGUCAACACAUAACAGCACAUGCCACUCCAAAUCAAUACUGAAGUCAGAGCGCUGAUUUAACUACUGCCUCUGCUGCUCCCAUACCUGUCCCUUUUUCUGACAAAGAAAUACAGUUUUCCCUUUUCUCAGCCUGCUUCCCUCCCUCACAAAAAUACAUAAAUUUAAUGCAGAUAUUGUGAGCUGAAAUAUAGCCAAGUUGUUGCAUUUUUACUCCUAGGACAUCAGAGGUACAAAGAUUGUGCUUUAAACUGGUUUCUCUUUAUCAGCCUCAAAAUAAAUGAAACAUUUGGCCCCACAUAAGACACCUCAGUGCUAAAACUGACUAAACUGUCAUGGCUGCUUUGGGAAAUUGCUUGUCAAUGAAAAUCAGAUAAUAAGAUGUAUAUGUUUACAGGAAUCAAACAAGACCCUACAUAUUAUUAUGUGUCUAUUUUCAUGGAAGUAUUUUAAAACACUGAGUGGGAGAAAAUCUAGCAACAGACCACAGACAAUAAUGUCAGUAAUAAAACACAGGUUUGUAGUAUAAUUGUCUGGCUAACACCUACACAAACAAACACACACACACACACACACACACACACACACACACACACACACACACACACACACACACACACACACACACACACACACACACACACAUUAAAAACCUCUUUACAGGAGCUUUAAAAAUAGAAAUUAAUCACCUACAUAUAGAGUAAUGCGAGAAAUUCGCACGGGAGUAAACUUUUGGAAAACUUCAUUUAGCACAACAAAGGAUUUUGUAGGUUUUUAGUCAUUAUAAUAUGCCAUUAGUCUUUCUGUCUUUCUAUUGGUCUGUUUGUCUGUCACCUCUCCAUCUGUCUUUGUUAAGAUGUGUUGCUAAAGUUAACAUUAUGGCUGUCAGACAAAAAAACAGACUGAGAGGCUACUGAGGCCACAAAAGUUCAACCGAGAGUGGGAAUUUUAACACAGUGCUACUCUCAAAACUUGUUUCUGUUUGUAACUACUUCUCUCUUUGUUUGCCCCUGUAUCGUUUCCUUCUUUUUUCCUUCACCCACCAUUAACUGCCCCAAUCUGUCCAAUUGUUUGGGACUUUCACCUUGUUACGAACUUUCAAAGGACGUUUUGCCCCCUGAGCUCAUUAUUUUCUACCCUGUUGUUUCUGCCCUCCCUUUUGUAGGAGCAGACCAAGAGGCAGGCCCAUUUGAUAAUAAAUCUAUUAAAACAGUAGAGGCAGAGAUAAUAAGCUCUAUCAGGCUUUCUCUGGGCCUUUAGAGCUGUAGGAGGAUGUAAGUAAAGGCAGAUCAGUCAAGAAGAGGACAAACAGAAGACAAACAGUGGCAGUUCUGGCACAGUUUAACACCAGGGGCCAGAGCAGGGCCAGCUGUCUGUUUACAGAGCCAGAGAGUUAAGUCACAAAGUUCCUUUCUCAUUUAAGAAGUCCCUUCUCCAGCUGUUAAAAUAAACCAUAGGGCCAAAUGUAGGAAUAUGAGCCUACAGUAUCCCUCUGAUAGCCUGAGUUUUUUCAGUUUCACAACAGCAGGUAUCUAUUGGCUGCUUCAAAACUUUUAAUGAAAAUACUCAUUUAACCUAGAGGUAAAAAGCACAGAUCCAAGAGGUCACAAUAACAAUAUUGAUGCGUUAAUUAUGAAAAAAAAAGGAAAAUUAAACUACAAUCAAUCAGAUUGAAAAGGGUAAAACAGGAAACCUUCAGGAUGUUGGGCCCGUUCUGUCACCGUUGCGUUCUGGCUCUGUCAGGCAGCACACGUUGUCGCCAAUUGAAAGUAUGUUUGGAGUGUAGCAGCAGCGUAAUGCAGCCCUAGUCGGCUGGACUCAGUAAAGGAAACAUCAUGCUCAUGACAGGUUACUUUGCCUGUCUGUGGUCAAUUUCCUGCUAAUUUGGAUAUCAGCAAUGACUGUUGAGCUUCUACUGUAUAUGAAUAAGCAGAGUGAUUUUAUAGUUUGGAUUUUAUGAAGUUAAUGUAUUGAGGUUCAGGAGCAGGACCACUAGGGAGAUGCAAACCAUUUUCGGUCCAGUUCUGCUCCUCGACCCACUUCCAUCCAGGUCAAAAGACCUAAUGCUGCAUCGGUGCAGCAUCCACAGCAGCCAGGCUUGGCAUAUCAGAUCGAACAAUUCAAACCCUCGGACGAUGGUCAUCUCAGGCAAACAACUCCUACAUCUGAAAUAAUCUCCAUGAUCUGCAUCAGGCCCACACUCAAUUAAGCCCCCUUUCAUUAUAACUCUUUGGGGGUUGGACUAAGCUCGGGCAGAGCUAAGCCUGAGAUGGAACCCUCAUCCUGAGUCUCUCCCUGCCAGGCCUCGACAGAACCUCCCAGACCAACCAGACAUGCAACAAUCCUCAUCAACCUCAUCAUCCAUCACAACAUACACACAUCGAACAAGAUACACACACUCCUGAAUUUGUAUGAAAUAUUCAAACUUACAUCGUUUUGGCAUGGUCAUUGCUAGUGAAAUGAAGUUAACGUGUUAACUAAGGUUCAGGAGCAGGAGCACGCCUCACCACACCUUCAAUCACCUGACUACUUAUACACAGCCAGCCCACUACACUCUGUUUGUCUGCAAUUCUCUGACCACCCCCACCCCCACCCCCAAGCACUAAUUUAUGUCCUCUCCCCCUUUUUGACACUGCAACUGUGUCUUAAAGACAGACACCAUAUUAAUAACUUCAUCAUUUCUAUAUUGUAUCACAAACACACGGCAUCACAUCCAUCCAUUCAUUCAAUUCAAAGCUUCACGCACCAAAGCCUCGGGGUGUCUUUGGUUUAUCACUCUGCCUGUUUUACAUUUAUUGUCCACUUGAUGGCACAGUAGAGCAAAUGAAGCACGAUCAUGAAGCUUCGGCCUAGGAGUUGAGUAAUUGGAUGGAAAGCUUCGAUGCUUCAUGAGCAUAGACUGUAUAAACUAUGGACAACUUGGUUCCGCCUAGCGCCUGUAUACGGAUUUGAAGCCAAAUAGCUCUCGGUAUUUCCUGGAUUUUUCUUCAUUUCCUGAAACCAGCGCUGCGCAGUAGCGAUGCGCAUAUUCGCUGAGAGUCACUGUGGUGACGCUCGGCUCAAACAGCGUAUCCCCUGGGAGAGCUAUGCUAUCCCUGAACGCCCAUAGUCUGUAUCAGGUGUCAAUCAUAGAAAACAUGAACCUCCUAAUAACUUUUAAAAACGGAGCUUCACAGAAAAAAGAGGACCUGAGCACAAACCAGUCUUACUGUAACUACAUGUCAACAUCACAAUCAAGGGGGAGAAAAAUUUAUAUUAUAUUAUAUAUUAUAUAAAUUUCUAAAAUUUGUCCACAGCUCCAUAAGCUUUGCUGGCGGAGGCCGGAUUUAUGACCUAUACUGCAGCCCGUCACCAGAGGGUGCUGUUCUCGAAGUGGCUUCACCAUAGACUGUAUAAAGAAUGGACAGAGUCUGCCUCCUUGCUGGGUGAAGCCACUAAGUUGUCCAUAGUAUAUUAACCCUUUGAUGCACAACAUAUCCACACCCCCUCUAAUGCGCAACAUGGGUCUAAAAAGACCCGCAUUCAUUUCCAAUGGUAUUUCAUGCUGGCUGAGUUUUUCUUUGUUCUAUCUUUUGAAAUAAGUUUAUUUUCUGAUUGAAUAUUCCAAGUAUUCUUUAAAUAUCUUGUUUUUGAUCACCACUGAUCAUUAUUUCUAUUUUUCUUUUCAUACUUUAUGAAAUAAUAUAGUUUCUAUAUUUUUACAUCAAGUUUACACACAUGGGUCAAAAACGACCCAUUCAUCCAAGUGUGAUUUAAUAUUGAAUUACCUAACACUAUAAUAAUAAUUUGUUUCAAGUAAUGAAAUUAGCAGUGAGUGGGGCCAAACCAUAGACUGUAUAUACUAUGGACAACUUGGUUCCGCCUACCGCCUGUAUACGGAUUUGGAGCCAAAAAGCUCUCGAUAUCUCUGGGAUUUUUCUACAUUUCUGAAACCAGAGCUGCGCAGUUGCAAUGCGUGCAUUUGGCCGCGCAGUCGCUGAGAGUCGCUGUGAUGACGCUCGGCUCCAACAGCGUAUCACCCCAGGAGAGCUACGCAAUCCCUGAACGCCCAUAGGCUGUAUCCAUAGACUGUAUAUACUAUGGACAACUUCGUUCCGCUUACUGCCUGUAUACAGAUUUGAAGCCAAAAAGCUCUCGAUAUUUCCAGGAUUUUUCUUCAUUUCCUGAAACCAGCGCUACGCAGUAGCAAUGCGCGCAUUUGGCCGCACAGUUGAAGAGAGUCGCUGUGAUGACACUCGGCUCAAACAGCAUAUCCCCUGGGAGAGCUACGCAAUCCCUGAACGCCAAUAGGCAGUAUCAGGUGUCAAUCAUAGCAAACACGAACCCCUAAUAACUUUUAAAAAUGGAGCUACACAGAAAAAAAGAGGACUUGGGCACAAACCAGUCUUACUGUAACUACAUGUCAACAUCACAACCAGGAGGGAUAAAAAUUUAUGUUCUGUGUAACACAUUUUUUAAGUUUGUCCACAACUCCAUAAUCUUGCUGGCGGAGGCGGGAUUUAUGACCUAUACUGCAGCCCAUCAACAGAGGGUGCUGUUCUCGGAGUGGCUUCACCCAGCGAGGAGGCAGACUCUGUCCAUUCUAUAUACAGUCUAUGUCAGGUACUGUCAAUCAUAGAAAACAUGAAACCCCAAAUAACUUUUAAAAACAGAGCUGUACAGAAAAAAGAGGACUUGAGAACAAACCAGUCUUACAUUAACUACAUGUCAACAUCACAAGCAGGGGGGAGAAAAAUUUAUGUUCUGUGUAAUAAAUUUCUAAAGUUUGUCCACAGCUCCAUAAGGUUUGCUGGCGGAGGCGGGAUUUAUGACCUAUACUGCAGCCUGUAAACAGGGGGUGCUGUUCUCGGCUUCACCAAGCAAGGAGGCAGACGCUGUCCAUUCUAUAUACAGUCUAUGGGCCAAAUACUUAUGUAUUUUGUAUCAGCAACAUGUUUAUUUGUCAUUUUGUCACAUACACAUGCAUCUGAUUAUAGCUAGCUGAAAUAACGCUAGCUGUUUUACCUGUAACUGUGUAACUUUCCAACAUGUAAUGUCCUCACUCUCAAGGUAACCUAAACCUAAUCAAAUCAAAUCUAUGUACAAUUAUAUUUCACAAUUGUCAUCCAAUAAUUUCUAAGAUAAUGUCAGAACAAUUGAAAAACCAUACUUACAUGUAUUAGAUGGUCUUUUCAUGCUAAAUGCUACAGUCACUGUAUGUGGGUCGUUUCUGACCCAUGUAUGUAAACUUGAUGUAGAAAUACAAAAUCUGUGCUUUCUCAUAACGUAAGAAAGGAAAAAUAAAAAUGAUUAUUUGUGCUCGACUAAAACAAGAUCUUUACUGCAUACUUGGAAUAGUAAAUGAUAAAAUUAAUUUAUUUCAAAGAUAUACCAUAGAAACACUCAGCCAUACAUGAAAUAACAUUGAAAAUGGAUACGGGUCAUUUUAGACCCAUGUUGUGCAUUAGAGGGGUAGUGAUACAAAAACGGUUUUUAUUCUAAAAUUAAAAAAAGAAAAAUUAAUAUAAGGAUGUAGGGUCGUCAAAAACAAGUUAAUUGAGGAAUUCCUUGAGUACCGACUGAUGGAAUUAAUUUUUUUAAAAGAUAUAUAAAAUUUAAACUCAGCCGGGUCUUUUUUGACCCAUGUUGCGCAUCAAAGGGUUAAGUCUCUGCUCGUGUCUCUGCUCUGCACCAAGUCAACUGUGCCAACCCUGGAUUGAAAGCAAAAUGUUCUAAUAAUUUGAUUUGGGGUUCGUUUUUUCCAUCAGAGUAGUCAUCUUCAGUUAAUCCCAUCUAUCUUGAUAUGUCAAUCAAUCCAACCAAUCCAAUCAAUCGAAGGCAACGUUUUAGCCAAUUACAGGUGAAGGGGGGCGGGCCGCUUUCCGAGUUAAAGUUAAAAAAUUCAUAGACGGACUCGGCGCGGCGGAAGGCGGACUCGCUGGUAAGCAUGGAAAAAGUGGAUAUAAGAGGUUUUUCUGUUCGUCAAAAAAGGAAGAAAAACACAGACAGGAGAAAGCAGGACGUAGCGGCAGCGCCACACAGCUCCAGUUUUAGGAAGUGAAGCACCGAAGCCAACUGUCACACCGGAGUCAACAUUCAUGCUAGCCGAGGGAGCAGCAGCAUAGACAUAAUAAAGGGUAGACCCCGCUGGGGGUGCUGCGCAGCGAGAAAUGCGGCCGCCAUCUUGGUCAGGUCAAGCCUCCCAUACGCUCCGGUCAAUCAUAUUCAUUCAUUCAUUCAUUCAGCGAUGCCGGAGCACUGUGCGGCGUAUUCCUGUGCCAACAGGCGGACAGCAGAGAACAGGGCUCAAGGAAUAACUUUUCACAGUUAUGAUUAAACGUUUUUUCAACAUUACACUUGACUGUAGAGUCAUUUGUAGGCCAAAGAGGAAGACUAUCGGUCAACUCCAAAAAGGAAACAGCAUUUGCGAACAGCUAGCUUAUUCACAAUAACAGCAACUUUGCUCUGUUAUCAACAGAUUUGCAUUAGAUUGAAAAACUUUUGUUUGAGAGAGGUUCUAAGAAACGUUAAGAAAUAAAAUGGAAAGAAGAAGGAAGAAAGUGAGCUCUGUUUUAUUAUCUGUUUUAUUAAAGAUUUCUUUGUGGUGAUCUCCUGUUUCAUUUUGAAGAUUUCCUAAGGACAAAAACUUGAGGAAGAAGUGGGAGAUUGCUGUUAGAGGGAGAAAUUCGCAGCAAGUGAUUCCUCUGUGCUGUGUAGCCAACAAGCAAAUUGAUAUGUAGUUUAGAUGCUGUCCUGUCAUGCUGUUCUUGUGUUUAAAUUGUUUUGAUAUGUAGGCUAUAUAUUUGUGUGUAUUUUCCAGUUAUUAAAAUAGUGCUUCUAUAUGACAUUAUUUGUGUGUGUCUACAAAUGGAUAAAUAAAAUUAAACUAAAUAAAAUAUAAUCAAAUCAAUAUAUAUUGAAUUGGCCUUUUAAAACCGCCAGUUAUUAAUAAUUAUUGAGACAUAGCAGGAACCUAGCUCUAAACCUAGAUAUAUCCUUGAUUAAUUGUUAUACUAUAAUACAGCCACUGCUGCCAUGUUCUAAAAUAUCAUUUUAGUUAUUCUGAGUAUUUAAAAACGCCAAAAAAAAAAUAUGACCUCUAUCAUGCCUCUUUGAAUGGCGUUUGCAGAGAGGAAAAUUACGUAGUAUUGAGCGAACUAUGAUUCAUUAAAUGCGCUCAGACUUCAUUCCGCCAGUUAAACAGCGGUGCAGAGUAAGGCGGAUGACCGGACCAAGAUGGCGGCCGCAUUUCUCGACAGCGCCCAUUCGUGGUAGCGGCCGAUGCGGGGUCUAUCUUUUAUUAUGUCUAUGAGCAGCAGGAGCAGCGAGACCCUCCUGCCUGGAAACGUAAGUGAUGACGCCGAUGUCGUGAAUAACAGCACAUUACUGCAGCUUCGCGGUAACAUUACAGCUGCGAGGAACAGCAGCAAGGCAGCUUCAUUCUGCUCCUGGUGCUCACUAGCUGCUGUACCUCCUCCCCUAACAUGAAUGUCUACUCCGGUGUGACUGUUGGCUCGGUGUUUAGGUUCCUGCCAAUACUCCCGUUUUCCCCGGGACUCUCCCGUAUUUCAGACCUAUCUCCCGCCCACCUCCCGUAUUGUCAUUUUUCCUUAGAAUCUCUCGUAGUUUGAUGGUCCACGUUCAUUCAUGAAUCGGAUCACUAUAUUUGUCCAACGUUGCCAGGUUUCCAGACAACUGAAGAGUGUUUCUGCUGAGCCUCACAGACACUGGAUUGACACUUUUACUUCACAACUUGGGAUGGUUUAGGUUGGUUAAAGCUGUAAACUAUAUUUAAGCAAUGUUUGUUGCAAAUGAAGACUUUAAUGAAAGGGAAACAAACAAGAGCUAUAGUAUUUCCGUUGAUAGCUUGCACCGUCUUGGAGUGAUGCGUUUAGGACAGCCUCAGAUGAAAGAGUGCUUUAUUGCAUGCAUAUGUUCAGAGAGCCAUCCAUGCAGUUUUUAUUUUGUUUGUUCAUGAUAUUGGCUAACAUUAUUUCGUGAAAGCAUCAAUUCACAUUACAGUCUCCUGCACUUUACUUGUCAUACACACAGAGGACGGCUCUGGCUCAGUGAGUCAGUCACAGCUCAAUAAAAAGGUCAGGGGUUCAAUCCCAGGACCUGCUGUCCACAUACUAAUGUGUCCUUGGACAAGAUACUUGACUCUACCUGGUCACGUGGCUUGCUGGGGUCUGGCAACGCUGCCCUCAGCAGCUCAGUGGAACUUUUUCAGGGCUGGACUCCAGUUAUCGAGGGUCUGCUGCACAAUUAACACUCAGUUCUCCAAUGACAGGGACAGAAUUAAACCUGACAUCCCUCCAGUUUGUCUCUUAUCCCCCGUGUCCUCUUCAUUCUUGGUGUCCUGACCAACAUUCUGUAAAUCUUUUGGCUGCAAUAUGAAUGAUUAGAUAAUUUAGAUCAUUUGUCAUCUGAGCUAACAUUAGUGUCCUUUCCAAUCAACUUGAACUCACUUUAAAAUACUUCAGUAACUUAAACAUUACUCACUGUUAUAGAAAUUUGUUGAAGUUAAGUUAGAGGUGUGGACGAAAGCUGUCAGCCUUCCAAUGCAGGUUGAGAUGACAGCAGACUUUUAGCAGAACUUUAAGCUGGAGGCACAAAAGUUAUUCUUUAAUUCACUUCAAAUUUAAUUCAAAUCACUUUUUUUGUCCCCCAGGGGAAAUUAAAAAGGGCAUGACGACAGCUUAAAGGGACAUACAAACAAACCACACAAGUGGACAUAACGGUCAAUAACAGACAUUUAACAUUUAAAGUGUGUGUAUUAAAAGUGCAUUUAGCCAAAGAAUCAUAAAAACAAAUAAAUCAAUGAAAAGAUGAAAUAGCUUAAAAAGAUUAACUGCACAAGUGGAGGAUGAGACUCAUGGUUGCCAUUAGAGGCAAAGACUUAUGGAAAAUUCUCACCUCACAGUCUUUACAAGGAGCAGCAACAGGAGGCAGACGGUGUAGUUGUUCUGAGGCUAAAACUUUCUCUGAGACUCUGCUGGUCAGGGUAGUGGUAGAGGACUUGGCUUACAUAGGCAGUGACGCUCUAACUUGCAAAGAUCAACCACAAUGUAGAAAGGUAAUGGAGAAAGGUACUGCCAGAAUUCACUGAAAAAUACUUAUCUUAAAGGUUUUGAAGGCAGCUUGUUGUCCAGUGAUGGUAGAGACUCAUGUUGGAUGUCAUUUGGCAGAGAUCACUUUUAUACAUGUGGACUGCAGCUUUGAGUGAUGACUACAGUUGUGGCCCAGUGCAGUUUGUUGACAAAGACUGAAGUUGGAAGCACUGGUGGCAGCUUCCUCCAAGAAAGAUCACAGGCGAAGGUAGAGGCUGAUGUUUGCAUCAGGCUUGUGGAGAUUUCUGUUGAAGGAAUUGACAACAGCUUAUUGUUCGUUAUUGACAGUAGUCUACUCUGGAAGACUGUGAAGCAGCUCUUUAAUGUGUUUUGCAUUUUAAGAAUGUGACUGACAUUUUUGCAGGUGUUAAGAAGAUAGCUAAUGUUUGAUAGGAAUCCUUGGCAUUAAUGCUUUAUACUGUUUUUAGUAUAAGUUAGGGACUGCUCUUAAAUACUUACAUGUAAGGCAGUGAUUGUAGCUUUCUUAAAUAUUUUCAGCAUGUGGUAAAAGAGGCUGGUUUGGAGGUGAUGCGUUUAGCUGCCACAGUUUAAGGUCACUUGCACAUUCUUUCUUAGGAAGUGAUGGCAGCCAGUGUAUCCCAAAGACUGCAGAUGGAGGUAUUAGUUCAAUUUGUUUGCCUCUGACUGCAUGUAAUAAAGGGUAAGGUUUCUGUGCUGCUAGAGUCUGGAGCUGAAGACAAUGAUGGCAGUUUUUGUUUAUAUUUCAUUUACAUGUGUUCAUUUACAUUUAAAAAUCCAGAGAACAAUUCUUUCACUGUCCUGUCCUGUGUCAAUAAUCGGUGUAAAAAAAAAAAAGACGCUUAAAACGCACCUCAGACUAAACCACUGCCAAAAAUUCCAGGCUUUUAGGUCAUAAAUACACCCAGGGCGCAAUAACCAAAGCACAAAGAUGUUAUUUUAACCAUCUAGUCCAACCUGUUAAACAUCAUCUCCAUCAACUUCUACCUCAAUGACUGGGAAAAUAUUUACUUUGAUUCUUGAAUGCUUUCAACUUUUAAUUAAUAGUCCCAAAUAAGUGCUGAACUCGUACUCAACACAUGAAGCUAAAUAAUCAAUGUCUUUCCAAAUCAAAAUCCUGUUAUCUAUAAUGCCACUGCAAAGACCCGUGAAUAAUCAGUUUUAUAAGGUGGCUACAUUUAGUGCAGUUAACAAUAUCAGGUGUUGUUAUGCAUGCAAGUAAUUUCACUUAUUACAGUUUUAAAAAUCUAACAACGACACUUCAUGUUCCUGCAAUUCUUGGAAAAGCUUACAAAUGGUUUGAAAGCUGAAAAAGCAAUGCUAAACUGCUAAUAAAACAUGGAGAAAGGUAUAAAUGUAAAAGCUGUUGAAGGGUUUUUUUUUCACCCCUUCAACAGCUUUUACAUUGCAGUCGAUGGACUCACCCGGAGGUCUUCAUACAAACAAGCAGCUGCUGCAAGAGAGAGGGUGAGUUGUGUGAAACAAGAAAUCAGGCAAGCUAAAAAGGUGUUGAUGAAGUUGGGUGCUGUUCUGAGCAUUAUUUGUGGUUAUAGAGUGGUGUUUUGGUUGAGCGUGUGACUCUCUGUAUUGCUAUCUGCGGACUUUACUUAAAUAAAGCAAGCGGUCGGCAACAUUCAUCUCUCGGGGUGUCUAACUCGGUGUUAAGGUGUGUUUGACCCUAACUUAACUGCUUUUAAGAAUGAACGCUAUUUUCUUGAACCUCCUCGCUCUGACGUCUUCUGUGUAAAGACAGUCUCUAGAAGCGAUACUAGCUAGAAAUGCUCUACAGCAACACCAGCAGCUGGCUGACCUCCUCGCUCUUCCUGCCGAGCAGAACAAGGGGGAAUUUAAUGAGACUUAAUAUAUCGUUACUUGCGGCUGAAAAAUCAAAACUUUCUGAGGAAAAAAGAAAACAAUACUUUAGAAUUGAUAAAAUUGCUCAGCCCUAGCUCAGUGUGGGCCUGGUUCCUGCUGCUUCUGCAUCCAUAGACCUGCAGUUUCAUUUCUCCUGCCUUUUUUUUUUCACUGUAAACUUGGUGAGAACUAUGAGCAGAAACAUUGAGCAUUCAUACCAAGUUGCAUGCAGAAUAGCCUAGUGCGAGACACUUCACAUUCAUGCCAGAUUAUAUUCAGGUUUUGUACACAAGCAAAAUAAAUGAGACACUGACAAAGUGACAAAAAGUGUUUGAGAUAUUUUAAGUUUCUUCUUCAAUUAUCUAACAUCCAAGAAAAAACUAUUAGGGCUUUUGCAUCAGCAUGUGUUCAUUUACAUUUAAAAAUCCAGAGAACAAUUCUUUCACUGUCCUGUCCUGCGUCAAUAAUCGGUGUAAAAAAAAAAAAAGACAGUUAAAACGCACCUCAGACUAAACCACUGCCAAAAAUUCCAGGCUUUUAGGUCAUAAAUACACCCGGGGCGCAAUAAUCAAAGCACAAAGAUGUUAUUUUAACCAUCUAGUCCAACCUGUUAAACAUAUUAUAUACCACCCUUUAAUGAAAGGGAUAGGUUUAUUUUUGCUUUUAUGUGACACUGCAUGAGGUACUUCACAGGGAAUUGCCUUUCAGUUUGAGCACUUCGUUGAUGUUUCUCCAAUUGCUUUUGAAUACACCGCCAGCGUGCACAUGGCAGCUCCGGUUAGAGGGAGAGGUAACUUUCUUAAUUUUUCGUUCUGAGUCUGACUCACACCUACCGUCAAGUGAAACUUCUGAGGAAAGUGGAAGUUUCGGCUGAAACAUGUCAAGGUACAUGAAAAGAAAACAUGUCUGCGAUAAAAGAAAAAAGAAAACUACAUCUUAGAGAUUGAAAAUUUCUUAAUUCUAUUGUAUCACAUCCAGUAUGGAGUAGGCAGACAUACUAAGGAAACACAUUGCAUAUAGUAUUGUUAUAUUUAAAGGCAGUUAGGUGGCAUGCUUUACUAGAAAAAAGCAAAUUCAACUUCUACCUCAAUGACUGGGAAAAUAUUUACUUUGAUUCUUGAAUGCUUUCAACUUUUAAUUAAUAGUCCCAAAUAAGUGCUGAACUCGUACUCAACGCAUGAAGCUAAAUGAUCAAUGUCUUUACAAAUCAAAAUCCUGUUAUCUAUAAUGCCACUGCAAAGACCAGUGAAUAAUCGGUUUUAUAAGGUGGCUACAUUUAGUGCAGUUAACAAUAUCAGGUGUUGUUAUGCAUGCAAGUAAUUUCAUUUAUUACAGUUUUAAAAAUCUAACAACGACCCAAAAUGUUGUAUAAAAAUGCAAAAAAGCCAGAAAUGUAAUAAUCUUUCAAUAAUGUAACAAAAGUGUUGAGCCUAAAAUGUAAUAUAAACAAUGUAAUAAACCCAAAAGGUAUGACUGACCCAAAAUGUUGUUACAUUAUCGACCAGUUAUUACAUUUCAGGUUUUAUCAUGUUUAUUUUUUUUUUAUAUAACUUUUUCGGUCAUUGUUACAUUUUGGGUCAUUUUUACAUAACAAAAAAAGUUACUAACACUUCAUGUUCCUGCAAUUCUUGGAAAAGCUUACAAAUGGUUUGAAAGCUGAAAAAGCAAUGCUAAACUGCUAAUAAAACAUGGAGAAAGGUAUACAUGUAAAAGCUGUUGAAGGGUUUUUUUUUCACCCCUUCAACAGCUUUUACAUUGCAGUCCAUGGACUCACCCGGAGGUCUUCAUACAAACAAGCGGCUGCUGCAAGAGAGAGGGUGAGUUGUGUGAAACAAGAAAUCAGGCAAGCUAAAAAGGUGUUGAUGUAGUUAGGUGCUGUUCUGAGCAUUAUUUGUGGUUAUAGAAUGGUGUUUUGGUUGAGCGUGUGGCUCUCUGUAUUGCUAUCUGCGGUCUUUACUUAAGUAAAGCAAGCGGUCGGCAACAUUCAUCUCUCGGGGUGUCUAACUCGGUGUUAAGGUGUGUUUGACCCUAACUUAACUGCUUUUAAGAAUGAACGCUAUUUUCUUGAACCUCCUCGCUCUGACGUCUUCUGUGUAAAGACAGUCUCUAGAUGCGAUACUAGCUAGAAAUGCUCUACAGCAACACCAGUAGCUGGCUGACCUCCUCGCUCUUCCUGCCGAGCAGAACAAGGGGGAUUUUAAUGAGACUUAAUAUAUCGUUACUUGCGGCUGUAAAACCAAAACUUUCUGAGGAAAAAAAAAAACAAUACUUUAGAAUUGAUAAAAUUGCUCAGCCCUAGCUCAGUGUGGGCCUGGUUCCUGCUGCUUCUGCAUCCAUAGACCUGCAGUUUCAUUUCUCCUGCCUUUUUUUUUUUUUUCACUGUAAACUUGGUGAGAACUAUGAGCAGAAACAUUGAGCAUUCAUACCAAGUUGCAUGCAGAAUAGCCUAGUGCGAGACACUUCACAUUCAUGCCAGAUUAUAUUCAGGUUUUGUACACAUGCAAAAUAAAUGAGACACUGACAAAGUGACAAAAAGUGUUUGAGAUAUUUUAAGUUUCUUCAAUUAUCUAACACCCAAGAAAGACUAUUAGGGCUUUUGCAUCAGCAUGUGUUCAUUUACAUUUAAAAAUCCAGAGAACAAUUCUUUCACUGUCCUGUCCUGCGUCAAUAAUCGGUGUAAAAAAAAAAAAAAAAGAUGGUUAAAACGCACCUCAGACUAAACCACUGCCAAAAAUUCCAGGCUUUUAGGUCAUAAAUACACCCGGGGCGCAAUAACCAAAGCACAAAGGUGUUACUUUGACCAUCUAGUCCAACCUGAUGGUGAUGAUGAUGAUGGUCUAAUUGGCCUUUGUAGCUCAUAUGGAAGAGAAUACAUAAAGAUAGUAGUCUAUUUAAUUUCCUUUCAGGGAUCAAUAAAGUUCUUCUUUUUCUUCUUCUUCUUCUUUUGAGGUGGGCCAAAAUAAAAAUAAAAUGAAAUACAAAUGAUAAUUCAUAGCCAAAAUUGCAUUGACCCCAAUGUUGAUCAUUUUUGACCCAGUUAUGGAAGAGUGCAGGAUUCAGGAAGUCAGGCAUGUAAGGGAAACGCAAUCCUGUUGGCUGUCAUGUCAGCCAAUGACAGCAUCAAGGAAGUAGCUUUGGUUAUAAAAAUCACUAAUACGCUCAUACUAAACACAACACUCUGACACAGGGAUCAAGGUAAGAUUAAGACAUAAUAAAAAUUAAAGAAAAACUUAUUUAUUAUUUUGCUAAACCUUAAAGAACAAGAAGUUUGCAUGAGUUGGUAAAGUCUUAAAUUGUACUUGAUUUAAUUGAUAUUUAAAGAGUGCAUUUGUUUUUGUAUUAGAUGGCGUUGCUGCUUCUGUUGGUGAUGCUGACCGCAUGUGCUGCUCUUCCUCAAGGUAAAAAUACAUACCUUCAUUCUUUAAUACAGACAACAGCAAAAUGAAACACACUGGAAACAAUCAACCUCACACAAGCAUAGGACAAAAUAUAAAUAUGCUUGCUGUUGAUGAUAACAGGAAUAAGGACAACAGUUUGGCAAAACAUGAGUGACAAAUUUGUGUCAGAUGAGACUAAUUCAUUUUAUUUAAUGUUUUUCAUCACCUCGCAGAUUAAGUUUUGGGUUUUUCCGUUAAAAAUGCUGUUAUUCUUGAUUGUUUACGUGUGCACUAGAAUUUGUAAUUAUAUCAUUCAGAUAAUGUAAACAGGCAAGGAGUCAGACUCCAUAGCUGCUCUUCAGCUGUCAAGCACUCCUCAGAUGAUGACUUACACACUGGUACAUACAUUUACCAGUAAGACGAAUGUGUUUAUUUUGUGCUUCAAUGAUUCAUAUGAUAGAAGUAAUGAAUAAAUGAGAUGGUGAUUUGCUAGAAUAUUGAAAACUGCAUGGCUGAAUUCAUGUAUUGAGACUAAAGUAAUGAUUUUGUUAAAUGGUACACAUGUAACAGUAGACUCCUGUUGGUCUGAAACUGUGUGAUUUGUGUUAAUAGUUUUUGUCAUAGUUUCUUUGUGUUUUGAUUUCUUUCUUUAUCUUAGAUAUGUCUGGUAAGAUGUUUACCUUCCCACAAGAGUCAAAGACGGCAUAUGUGAGGCUGACAACACCAAGACAGAGUUUGAGCGCUGUGACCCUCUGUCUGAGGUAGUGCCAUAUAUGCAGAAAUGUCCUUGAAUAAAAAUAAUGAUCAUAGAUAUCCUUAUGAAAUCAGCAGGACUGACAAUAUUGUUUUUUUGUUUGUUUUAUCUCCACAGAACCUUUACAGACUUGGAUAGAGGUCAUGCCCCCUUCUCUCUAGCAACACCUGGUGUUGCCAAUGCCUUCGUGAUUUUCGGAUCUGCUAAAGAUAAUGAGGUUACCAUGUCAGUAAGGAACAAGGAGGUUCGAUUCAGAGAACUGGGCUACAAGACGAACACAUGGCACUCAUUUUGUUCCACAUGGGACUCUGGCUCUGGUGUGGGGCAAAUUUGGUUGGAUGGAAAGCCCUCCAGCAGGAAGUACAUCAACUCUGGAUCAAACAUCACUGGGCUCAUUAACAUUGUUCUGGGACAGGUACACUCUUUUAACAAUAUGGGAAAUUACAUUAAUUAGCCCAGAGUGUGUUAGCACAGAUUACCCUAAAGACUAGAAAUACAAACAACAAUGUAUUCUGACUAAGCCUUUGUUAGGGUCAGUGACUGUCGUAAGUCACAGUUGGAUUAUCAGUUUUCUCAUCACCUGUGUCCACUCCAAUCUCUCUGCAGAAGGCAAAAGUUAGCCGACUUCUAUGGCCUGCAAUUUUCACUCUUUGAAAAUAAUCUUUGAUAGGCAGUCAGCACCAUGAACCACAGCAAAAGUCAUGCUAAAUGCCCAAUUAGAACAAAACCGAAAGCACUGACGCCUAGAAUGAGUCCAGAGAUUAAACUGGCUGUAUGGAUGAUACAUAGUGAACCAACAAAAUCCACUUUUCACUCAAAAUGAUCCCAUCCCAUACCUAUUAGGUUAGAUAUACUGAAAAAUACCCCAACAGUUACUGAUAAAGCAAUGAUGUAAAUAAACCCCUUUAUUUUAUUCUCUCUGAUAUAAAAGUCAACAUUUUACAAAGGAGGAUAAAAAAAUGAACAAAUAAUUUUUUUUAAACUCUGGCUUUUUUCUCAGAGUGGGACUUCAAUCUCAUUAAUCUCUGAGAUUUAAAUCAGAGUUCUGACUUUUUUACUACUAAUAUGCUAAUAUUUAAAUCUGUAUUUAGAGUAUAAAUUUCAUAACAAUGUAACAACUGUCUCUUGAACUUUUGCAAUUUCUACAGGACCAGGACGAACAUGGCGGAAGGUUUAACGCCAAACAGUCAUUUGUUGGCAUGAUGUCUGAUGUCCACAUGUGGGACUACACCCUCUCCCCCUGUUAGAUUCAAUGCUACAUCAAUCGCGUGUCCUUCACCUCAGGCAAUGUGCUUGACUGGAAGGCGUUAUCGUUUCAGACCUUUGACAGGGUUCUGAUCGAAGAUCAACAAGAGAACUGUCUCCGCUGAAAUUUUUCUUAUCCCGGCUUCUCCCAUGGUAUCUCGGCCUGCCUUUGAGUGUUGUUAAUUGAAACUUUUACCUGUGAAUGUGUGAUUUACCUGAAAUUAAUACCUGCUCCCCUCCUCUCUCCUCCAGUGCCUUCAUGAGCCUCUUGAGCCAAGCCCCUCUGCCAUGCUACAAUAACUUAGAUCAUUCACCUCACCUCACCUUGGAGCUUCCGCACACCUCAGACCUUGGGACCCCCCCACCCCAUCCCCUCCC